AUGAUGUUUUCCAGAGAAGUUCGGUCGAUUCACAUCUCUGUAAUAAUCCGUGUUGCGAUAGCUGAAUUGCCCAAGUUUAUUGAAAAACUGUACCAAGCGAGGCUUUCCUCACUAGAAGAUUCUUCGUUGAAAUGUCAAGGCCAACAUCUUCCAUCAUUGCAGGCUUCACCAGCGAGACAAGGCAGCUCAAUGGAGCUGAGCCAACAACCAGCCAAAAUACCCACGCUAAAUCCAAGUCGACGACCGAAGAUUCCAGUUUGCAUACAGCCGUUGAAAAAGCCCAAAAUUUAUGGCUCCCCAGUUAGUCGACUGAAACGACCUGCUCGACCCUUCUCUUUACUGCCCGAUACAUCGAACAAUACUGCCUUAAAUAUCACCGUUCUCACUCGUCCACCGGCAUAA
Cooperia oncophora is the source of this 402-nucleotide messenger RNA. The record is from the annotation of a GenBank genome assembly. NCBI's taxonomy places the organism in Eukaryota, Metazoa, Nematoda, Chromadorea, Rhabditida, Trichostrongylidae.